UUUGUGGGCCGUGAGGAGAAGUCAGUCCAGUGGGCUCGCCAGUUAAACCCUUCCUCCUUCUUCCCUUCUUCUUCCCCACAAGGCCCGAACCCUUCCUCGCGCCUCUCCCCCCACCAUGGCCUCCGCCGCCGCCGCCCUCUGCCGGAGCCCCUCACUGCUGAGCCGCCGCCACCUCCUCGUACGCCUCCUCUCCACGCAGACCCAGCUCGCUACCCCACCGACGCCCACCACCCCUGCCGACCUCUCCCGCCUCAAGUCCUCCAUCCGCGACGCGGCCACCAGCCCGGACGCGCUCGCCACCCUCUUCCUCUCGGGCCUCCCGCACCCGGCUUUCCUCGCCGACCGCCCGCUCUUCGCGCUCUCCGUCCACCGCCUCGCCUCCGCGGGCCGCCGCGACCUCGUCGCCUCCGUCCUCUCCUCCUCCCUCACCGCCCUCCCCAGCCCGCACCCCUCCGAGGGCUUCCUCCUCCGCCUCAUCUCCCUAUACUCCGCCGCGGGCAUGCCCGACCACUCCCUCACCGUCUUCCGCCUCGUCAACCCGCCCUCCGACCGCGCCCUCUCCGCGCUCCUCUCCACCUACCACGACAAUCGCCUCUACGACCGCGCCGUCCGGGCCUUCAACACUCUCCCCGCCGAGCUCGGUAUCAAACCGGGACUCGUCUCCCACAACGUCCUCCUCAAGGCCCUCGUCGCCAGCGGGGACAUCGCCGCCGCACGCUCGGCGUUCGACAAAAUGCCUGACACGGCUGGCGUCCAGCCGGACAUCGUCUCUUGCAACGAGAUCCUCAAGGGCUACCUCAGCACUGGCGACGAUGCGGCCUUCGAUCAGCUAGUUAAGGAGAUCGCUGGACCCAAUAGGAGGCUCAAGCCCAAUGUCGGGACAUACAAUCUCCGGAUGGCCAUGCUGUGCUCCAAAGAGAGGAGCUUUGAAGCUGAAGAGCUGCUGGAUGCCAUGGGGGCAAAUGGCGUCCCGCCCAACCGUGCAAGCUUCAACACGGUCAUCAAGGGGCUCUGCAACGAGGGGGAGGUGGGUGCUGCCAUGGCUCUCUUCAAGAGGAUGCCCGAGGUGCCCAGGCAGAAAGGCAAAGGGGUCUCCCCCAACUUUGAGACCUACAUCAUGCUGCUCGAGGCCCUUGUCAACAAGAAUUUGUUUGAUCCUGCCCUGGAGGUCUGCAAGGAGUGCCUGCACAACAAGUGGGCACCGCCGUUCCAAGCUGUCAAAGGUUUGGUUGAGAGUUUGCUCAAGAGCAGGAAGGCCAAGCACGCGAGGGAGGUUCUCAUGGCCAUGAGAAAGGCUGUCAAGGGUGACGCCAAACAGGAGUGGACAAAGGUCGAGGCUCAGUUCCCGAUGUUGCUUGCUGACAAGAAAGCCUAACGACCAGGAUGUGGGAUCUAUGUAUGCAAUAGCUGGACCUGGCCCAACAGAUCACCAUUUUACAGCCGACUUCUGUUAUUGCUCAAAAUGGUUUAUUUUAGAUGAGAUUUGCAUUUUCAAUUAAUGGGAUGGGUGACUGUCGAUGGUUAGUCAUUCAGUCAUGUCAUGUAUGCUGAGUUAUGACACAAAAUGCUUCUCAUCCAGGCAUGCAGAUUCGUGUUUUUUUUUUUCAAAUUCAUUUUAUAUUCUAAGUUCCAUGAACUCAGAAUGCAUGCCAUAUAUCUUUGGUAGUCACAUGUUAUCAAGAUGAGGGCAAGGAGCAACUAUUUUCUUGACUUUUUGCAAAGAGAAAAUAAGCUAAUUAUUAUGGUUAA
Messenger RNA from Sorghum bicolor (sorghum), 1749 nucleotides. RefSeq names its product pentatricopeptide repeat-containing protein At1g61870, mitochondrial. Bases 116 to 1375 code for a protein of 419 amino acids. The transcript has a single exon. Gene Ontology annotation, molecular function: protein binding. The record is from RefSeq and is a predicted model, not a curated record. Lineage: Eukaryota; Viridiplantae; Streptophyta; Magnoliopsida; Poales; Poaceae.